Molecule: messenger RNA, 441 nt
Organism: Solenopsis invicta (red fire ant)
Lineage: Eukaryota; Metazoa; Arthropoda; Insecta; Hymenoptera; Formicidae
Product: odorant receptor 85b-like
Exons: 3
Coding region: 51-326 (91 amino acids)
Biological process (GO): detection of chemical stimulus involved in sensory perception of smell; sensory perception of smell
Cellular component (GO): plasma membrane
Molecular function (GO): odorant binding; olfactory receptor activity
Source: RefSeq, a predicted model, not a curated record
UCUUCGUAAAGAAUCAUCUGAACGAUUUGAUAAAACCUUUAAUUAUUUUGAUGGGUUCGUUAGGGUGUCUAAUGAUUUUAUGCUAUUCUGGUCAAAUAUUAACAGAUGAAAGUCAAAAUAUAUUUUAUCGAGCAUACGCGGCGGAAUGGUACAAAUUUUCGCCUAGAUUAAAAUGUGUUUUAAUAAUGAUGCUUUAUAAAUCUAAUGUACCUCGCGGAUUAAAAGCAGGUAAAAUGAUUCCAUUAUCUAUAUCAACUUACGAGACGGUAGUACGGACGGCCAUGUCUUACUUUACGACGUUUUUAUCAUUCCAAAAGUUUAACUAAGUGUUCUAAUAUUUUACCAAUGUACAAUGCGUCUGAUUUCAUCAUUAAUAGUAAUUAUAGUAUAGAAGCUUACAAUGUUACUAGAAAAUGCAAUUAUAGUUUAUUUUAUUCAAUC